Messenger RNA from Sordaria macrospora k-hell, 1350 nucleotides. RefSeq lists its product as uncharacterized. The record is from RefSeq and is a predicted model, not a curated record. Gene Ontology annotation, molecular function: NAD binding; oxidoreductase activity; NADP binding. NCBI's taxonomy places the organism in Eukaryota, Fungi, Ascomycota, Sordariomycetes, Sordariales, Sordariaceae.
AUGUCGGACACAAAGCAGCCUGUGGCCUUCAUCGGCCUCGGGGCCAUGGGGUUCGGCAUGGCCACUCAUCUCAUCAAGCAAGGUUACCCGGUAACGGGCUUCGACGUCUGGCCGCCAACCCUAGAAAAGUUCACAUCCGCCGGCGGUCUCACGGCCACUACGCCUGCCUCGGCCGUGGGCGACAAGCCGCUCUGCGUCUGCAUGGUCGCCACCGCGCAACAAGCCCAAUCUGUGCUUAUCGACGGGCCAGACGCCGCCGCUCCGGCUCUUCCCCAAGGAGCGGCCCUCCUCCUCUGCUCCACCGUCCCUUGUGACUAUGUUCAAUCUCUGGCCAAGCAGCUCUCCGCCAUUGGCCGUCCGGACAUCCAUCUGAUCGACUGCCCCGUUUCCGGCGGUGCCGCCCGCGCCGCCGACGGUACCCUCUCCAUCAUGGCGGGCGUGCCCUCCGAAGAGGCACUCACCAAGUCCAAGCCGCUCCUGGGAGAGCUGGCGGACCCGGCCAAGCUGUACAUCGUCCAGGGCGGCAUCGGCGCUGGUAGCAACAUGAAGAUGGUGCACCAGGUGCUCGCGGCGGUGCAGAUUCUCGCGGCGAGCGAGGCCAUGGGAUUUGCGACUCAUCUGGGGCUGGACCCGAUAAAGACGUAUCAGGCUGUGGUGAACUCGGAUGCGUGGAGCUGGAUGUUUGAACACCGGGUGCCGAGGAUGGUGACGAACUAUCAGCCCAUUGCCAGUGCGACAGUGAUCAUUGUCAAGGAUACGAGCAUCAUCACGGCCGAAGCCAGGAGGAGCGGGUUCUCCACGCUGAUGACGAGCGUGGCCGAGCAGAUGUACUUCUCUGCCAUAGGAAGGGGAUACGGGGCGGACGACGACAGCGGGCUGGUACGGUUGUAUGCCGAAGGCAAGGGGAGGGCUGGACCGGUCCAAGGGACUGCCGAGAGUUACGAGGAGAAGCUGGCGCUGGUGAUGGGAUUGUUGAAGGGCAUAUUGCUUUGUUCAGCAGCCGAGUCUUUGGCUUUCGCGGAGAAGGUUGGGCUGGACCUCGACCAGGUGUUUGACCUGUGUAUCAACGCGGCGGGAGGAAGUCAGGUGUUGAAGAAGUAUGGCCCGAGCAUCAUCAAGGCUUUCCGGGAGGGCAAGGCGAGGGAGGGCUGGAGUGCUGCCGAAAGCGAGACCAGUCUCAAGGAGGUUGCGGGCGGGCUCUCCGCUGCUGUUGAAGAGGCUCAGAGGCUCAAGGCGCCCGUCUUCUUGGGUAGCCAGGCGCUGAAUGUUGUUCGGCUUGCGCUGCAGUCGAGUCCAGCUGGAGUGGCGGCGGGGGCUGUUGUCAAAGUGUGGAACUCGAGCAGCGUUUGA